Messenger RNA from Lasiosphaeria miniovina, 705 nucleotides. Its product is annotated as glycoside hydrolase family 16 protein. The transcript has a single exon. Bases 1 to 705 code for a protein of 234 amino acids. The record is from RefSeq and is a predicted model, not a curated record. Gene Ontology annotation, molecular function: hydrolase activity, hydrolyzing O-glycosyl compounds. Lineage: Eukaryota; Fungi; Ascomycota; Sordariomycetes; Sordariales; Lasiosphaeriaceae. Gene Ontology annotation, biological process: carbohydrate metabolic process.
AUGUGGCCGAAAUCAGAUUCCGUAUCAAGAUGCUUCUCGGCUCUGCUUCUGGCAAGCUCCCUGUCCAGCUCGCCAGGAGGGCUCGGGGUAGCCGGCACGAAGCACGUCAUGAUCCCGUCGACGAGCUUUGAGUCGCAGGCCAACUUCGACGCUGACUGGAACUACAACUACCCGUGGGGCACCGACCACAACGGCGCCGCGCGCAUGGCCAAGGGGCAGGUGGCGCUGUCGGGGGGCGCCGGGGCGGGGACGGUGACGCUGACGGCGCGCAAGGUGACGGGCGAGAAGCCGGCGACGCACGGCGGCAAGCAGAUCACCAUCAAGUACCUGUCGGGCGCCGUGCACGCCAAGGAGCACUUCAACGUGUCGCGCGGCGGCGGAUAUGACUUCGCGGGCGAGUUCCGGGCCACGACGGCGCGCGGCACGUGGCCGGCCUUUUGGCUCACCGCCGUCAACGGCUGGCCGCCCGAGGUCGACAUGGCCGAGUGGAAGGGGAGCGGGAAGAUAUCGUUCAAUACGUUCAAUACAUCGUCCUCGGUGCGGGCGCGCGACGUGGCUUAUUCGGAAGCUGCAAGCUUUCACAAGAUCCUGUGCGAGAUUCGCGACGAGAACGGCCGCGAUGUGUCUGCCAAGUUCUACAUGGACGACAAGCUCAUCGACACGCAGUAUGGGAAGGGCUACGUGGGACAGCCCCUUUAUCUGUGA